AUGAGUGUGAGCAUCAAGGUCGCGGUUCGGUGCAGGCCUUUCACAAUUGACGACAAUUUGGGCGUAAAUUUAACGCAGUCCGGGGAAGAAGAGGGCGAGAUCGAUAUCCUCAACUCAGCCUACUCAACGACGAGGUUCGCCUUUACAUACGCCUGGUGGUCAGCAUAUGGCUUUUCCCGCCAUGUCAAGAAUAACGCCACUGAAGCGGCUGAAAUGGAACUUAUCGACCAGGAGAAGGUGUAUUUAUCGGUCGGGAAGAAAAUCAAGGCCGACCUGCUCACGGGUAAUGCCGUCGUGUUGUUCGCCUACGGACUGUCUGGGUCAGGCAAGACCUUCACGGUGUUCGGACCGGACGCGGUAGACGAGCCCGAGGCCUGGUUCAAACAUGGCGAGCCUCAUCCGUUAUGGGGGAUUUUUCCAAGACUCGCCUACGAGGUAUUCCAAGAGAAAAAGGACGGCUGGAAAAUCACCAUGAAGUACUUUCAAAAUGUGGUUGAUACCGUCCGAGAUCUGAUGAGUCCCGUUGGUAAGGAGAUGCACUAUAAGAACGGGAUGAAAAAGGACGCGGAUGGAUUCACCGACAUUGACUGGUGCAGUAGUGCCGUUCUAAACAGCUGGGACGAUCUUCGACAAGCCUUCAGGGCCGCCAACGCGCGAAAAGCCAUAGCACCCACGCAGUUUAAUCACCAGAGUACACGAGGGCACUGCAUCAUGACGCUAGAGGUGGAAAUGCCACACCCAGACAUGCCGGGCAUGAAACAGAAGGGAAGAGUAUACGUGUGCGAUUUGGCCGGGACUGAGCCAGCGGGCGACAUCGUGUACGCUUUGUACGAGAAAAAGACAUUUGACGGCGGCGAUAUCGAGUAUAAGUUUCUCGGGCCGCACCAGGACCAACGCAAGACGAAGGAGUUGCAAGACCAGGGCAAGAAAAUUAACCUCUCCCUCAGCGAGGUACAGAUGGCCCAGUUUUUCAUGAAAAUGGCGGAGGCUGUCCAGAAGAACACUCUCAAGCCAGGAGGGUCGAUCCCCGGGUGUAACUCGUAUUUCUUGUGCAAGUAUCUCAAGGACACAAUGCUUCAGGCUAGGACGUACCUUUUUUGCGCUAUUCGACCCGAGGUAACCUACCACAAGUACACCUUUGCAACACUGGGAUUCGCAAAGAACGCUUCGGUGGUAAAACUGAAGCCCAAGAUGGCCACGGUGAAGGCGACACUGGCAGAGAAAAAACUCAUGGAGGAACUGGAGCAAAUGAAGGCGCUGGUGGAGCAACUUCGACAGCAGCAGCUUGAGCUUGCACAGGCACCCGUGCCACAACCACGACCGACCGAAGAGCAAUUUGCACCGGAACCGGUUCCGGAAACGACGGAUGCGGUACCAGCUACGGCAGAGGGAGAAGAAACACCGCCUGCUGCUGCACCGGAAAGUGGAGAGGACCCGAGAGAUGGGUCCGGGGGUACGAAAGUGGAGGUGCCGGAGACUGAAACGGGGGAAGUCACAACGGGGGAUGAACCGGCUGCCGCCGCACAAGAUUUGGAAGAAUCCCGCAAACGACGAGAAUCGAUUAAGAACAACCACGAGCAGGUUAGCCGACUCCAGGAGAUGCUCGAAGCGAAGCAGCUGCAGCUGCGAGAUGUAUUGAGUGGGGGCGGGGAGGGAAAAACAGGUCCGACACCAGAAGAGCGACAGCUCGAGCAGCAGAAGGAGGAAUACGGCCGGAGAGGAAUCAGCCUGAGCCACUUCGAUGCCGACACGCGCCUGCCGCACCUGGUGAAUGUCGACGAGGACCCGUUUCGACACAACCGUUUCGUCUACCUCCUCAAGAAGCGGGUUACCGUCUUUGGACCGCAAGGCGACGUUCAACCCAUGUCGCUCAGUGUCCAGCGCAAACACUGCACUGUGGAAGUGAAGAAAGCUGCAGAAAAGGGCGAGAAGGGCACAGUCACCCUCGUUGGAGGUAGGGGCGAAGUACUGCACAACGGGAGGCGAGUGCGCAAACAAGAACAGGUCGUUCUGGCGCUGUACGAUCGAGUCGCCAUCGGAGGCGAGCUUCUCCUCUUCAAGUGGAAAGCGCUCGAGACGCCGAAGGCGGGCCCUCCUCCCACCGCCGAAGAAGCCGUGAUGGAGUUUAAGAAAGCCAUGCAGGCCCGAAGCGGGCGGCGUCGGUCCGCAGAGAUGCAUGCCAUGGAGGAGCAGCUGAAAGAUUUACAGAUUGCCAAGGCCAAGGCAGAGGAAGAAGCCAAGAGUGUCACCAAGGAGAGGAAGGGAGAGGAAGAAAAAGAAACGUCUUUGCUGUUCAGCGCAGAGCCUCUCGACGACGAGCAGAUCGCUUCGGUGAUUCGAUCGGCGGAAGACGAGGUCCAAAUGCUCUUGCCCCACGUGAAAGAGGCGGAGCAGUUCAUGCAGCUCUUCGGACGGGACUACCUGACGUUCGACGUCAGCCUGCAGCGCUCACAGGGGGAUACAUUCGAGGUAGCCGCAAGCGUGCAGGUGAGGAACGAGCGAACGGGGCAGGGCUGCUACCUGUCAUCCUUCGAGUUCCUGGAGCAACACUCGAUAUUCAAAGACGAGGUUGCCCAACUCCAAGCGGCUCUGGACAACGGACGAGAGUACAUGGUCUCGGAGGAGCACGACCCUUGCCUGUUGCUCUUGCAGGGCACACACCAACUGGGAGCGGCCACCCUUUUCACGGAACCCAUCGUCUACAUGAUGGCGACGGAGGACGAAGAGCGGUUUUCGGUUAUAAAAAACGUUCGGGCACCAUACGGCGAAGUUGGCAAACUGGAGAGCUCGUGGUACCCCCUGGUGCUGGAUGCGGACGGAAGAACCGUCGACCCUGAGGCGGACGACGGCUGCGAUGUCGAUCUCCCGGAGAUCGAUUCGCCCAAGGACCUGAUUGGACUGCCUUGGGCAUACCGCUUCGACAUAAAGGCCGGGUACAACCUACCGCUCACGUGUGCUUCGGCGUACUGUCAGUACGACCUUUUGGGUGAAACAUUCACAACUGAAACUGUUCAGCCAGACCCGGCGUCAAAUUCACCGGCACUCAACUACUCCUUUGUGCACAGGGUGGACAAGGUUACCCCAGAGGUCGUUGACCAGUUGUCCAAGCCGCUCAACGUGUACUUGUACGUCGGUCCUCACGUCGAACCGGAGAAGCCCGAGGACACCAUCACCACGAAAAAUCCGGGUUUGUCGGCUAGAUUCGAGUCCCUGUGCCGUCCGAGCACGCCCGUUCCUACGGCAUCGCCCGCUGGCCGUGGCGGUGGCGGCAGAGGAGACCCCGCCAACAGAGGCGUUUCGCCUACACAACACCGGGGCAGCGGGGGGAUUAUUGAAGGGGCAGAUCUCGGUGCACCGUCGUCUUGGGGUUUCGCGGCUGCAGACUUUGCUGGUUCUGGUGCCGAGUCGGGGGGAGACGUUGUCGCAGCUGAGGGAGGGGGGGGCGGGGCGGCGACGGCAAUGACGUCGGAGGUAGCCAAAUUGACGGAAGAGAACGCCUCGCUCAAGAAAGAACUGCUCAGAGCUCGAGCAGAGAUUAAGAGAUUAACCAAAGAAGCCCGCGGCGGCAACGCCGGGGCACAGGCACCCGGCGGCAGUGGCAGCAUCGGUGGAGGGGGAGGGGUCGCCACCAGUGCGAGCACGGGGACGUUGGAGGAUGGCAGACAAAAGGACGUAGACGGAGUGAACGCUUCACAGGUUGACGGGGGUGGGAGAAAAGGGAGGAAAUCACGUACCCCUCGAGAAUCAAGGAGUCGGAGGAAAAUCAAUGACGCCAUCGACACAGCUAGGGUCACAGAUGCAGUUGUGGAAGCUACAGUCGGGGGUGGGUUGGCAGAUCCCUUGAGACCAGACUCAGGGCGUUCUACCGAGGUUGGGUAG
This is a messenger RNA of Ectocarpus siliculosus, 3879 nucleotides long. Lineage: Eukaryota; Phaeophyceae; Ectocarpales; Ectocarpaceae. The record is from the annotation of a GenBank genome assembly.